Symbiodinium sp. CCMP2456 is the source of this 351-nucleotide messenger RNA. NCBI's taxonomy places the organism in Eukaryota, Dinophyceae, Suessiales, Symbiodiniaceae. The record is from the annotation of a GenBank genome assembly.
GACAAUGACGGUGGCACCUCUCUGAAAAGGAAGAGGUCCCAGACCGUCGACACCGACGAAGACGAGGAAGAAGAGCCCCGGAAACUACGCCGGGCACCAAACCUCCGUGACGUGCGCGCCAUCGAAACUGCGGUGGAUGUGCUGGCACGGAGGCUGGUCAGCCAGCGCACCCGUCGCGAAAUCGACGAAGAAAACGGAAGUGCGAUGCACAUCCUGCAACAGUGCGCGUUCCACUGUCGACACUUCCGCAACAGAAUUUCAGCUCCUGGCACCGCAGAGGGCUGCAUCGAGCUCGAUGCUGCUGUGGUGGCUCGAGCUCUCGAAGAAUACGAGAACUUGGAGGACCUCUGA